AUGGACGCCCACGUGGAUCUCCUGACAGAACUCCAGCUGUUGGAUAAGGUGCCCACGUUGGAGCGGCUGCGGACAGCUCAGAAGCGCAGGGCUCAGCAGCUGAAGAAGUGGGCGCAGUACGAGAAGGAGAUGCAGCACAAGAAGCGGAAGCAUGAGAAGAGGAGGAGCGCUGUCAGCCGCAAGAAGGUGUCUUUUGAGGCCAGCGUUGCUUUGCUGGAGGCAUCGCUGAGGAAUGAUGUGGAGGAAGUGUGUUACUUACUGAAGAACAAUAUCAGCCCAGACCUGUGCAAUGAAGAUGGACUCACUGCACUGCAUCAGUGCUGCAUAGACAACUUCGAAGAGAUAGUCAAGCUUCUCCUCAACCACGGGGCUAAUGUCAAUGCAAAGGACAAUGAGCUGUGGACUCCACUGCAUGCAGCAGCUACCUGUGGUCACAUCAACCUGGUGAAGAUUCUAAUUCAGCAUGGGGCAGACUUGCUGGCAGUAAAUGCAGAUGGAAACAUGCCAUAUGAUCUCUGUGAAGAUGAGCAGACCCUCGAUGUCAUUGAGACCUGCAUGGCAUACCAGGGCAUCACACAGGAAAAAAUCAAUGAGAUGCGGGCUGCUCCGGAGCAGGCCAUGAUCUCUGACAUCCGAGGUCUAAUUGCAGCAGGACAAGACCUGAACAGGACAGAUAUUCAAGGUGCUACAUUGCUGCACAUAGCUGGGGCUAAUGGCUACCUGCAUGCAGCUGAGAUGCUUCUAGACCAUGGAGCACGGCUAGACAUCCAGGACUGGGAUGGCUGGGAACCUCUCCAUGCUGCUGCCUUCUGGGGACAGAUGCAGAUGGCAGAGUUGCUGGUGUCCCAUGGGGCCAGCCUGAGUGCCAGGACGGCCUUUGAUGAGAUGCCAAUAGACUUGUGUGAAGAAGAGGAGUUCAAAGUGUUACUGCUGGAGCUGAAACAUAAGCAUGAUGUGAUCAUGAAAUCCCAGAUGAGGCACAAGUCCUCCCUCAGCAGGAGGACCUCCAGCACGGGAAGCCGAGGGAAGGUGGUGAGGAGGGCGAGUCUUUCGGACCGAACCAACCUUUACAGGAAGGAGUAUGAGAAGGAGGCCAUUGUCUGGCAGCAAAUGGGAGCAACGGAAGAACAGAGAAACUCAGGCUAUGCUGGAGAAAUCAUGGAGGCUCGAUCUGACCAAGAGAACACAGAUCCAAAUUCAGUGCUGGAGAAGUCUAUGCUCCUUCCUGAGUUAGCUACCAAAAGCACACAGAGUGACCCUGAAUCCUCCCUCCAGAAUGGACUCAGGGCAUCGGCCAGCACUUACCAGUACUCGGUUUCCAACGGGGACGUCUGGAAAAUGCACACAGCUCCAGACUGUAAUGCAAGUCAAGCCCUGCCCUAUAGCAGCCCCAGUGUCCCCGACUCUCAGCAAAUCUGGGGUGGCUACAAGGAUCGCAGCCAUCAAACACUUUCUGAACUGAAGCGGCAGCGGGCUGCAGCUAAGCUGCUUAACCACCCCUUCCUCAGCACCCACUUUGGCACCAGUGUGAGUGGGGUAGUUGAGAAUGGGGGCGAGGCCAAGGAGCACCUGAUUGAUUCCAGGACUUCUCCCUACAGUUCCAAUGGGACAUCGGUUUAUUACACAGCAUCCAGUGGCGAUCCCCCUCUCUUGAAAUUCAAAGCUCCCAUGGAUGAAAUGGAGGAGAAAGUGCACGGGUGCUGCAGGAUUUCCUAG
This is a messenger RNA of Emys orbicularis (European pond turtle), 1716 nucleotides long. RefSeq names its product protein phosphatase 1 regulatory subunit 16B (gene PPP1R16B). Gene Ontology annotation, molecular function: enzyme inhibitor activity; protein binding; myosin phosphatase regulator activity. The record is from RefSeq and is a predicted model, not a curated record. The transcript has 10 exons. Bases 1 to 1716 code for a protein of 571 amino acids. NCBI's taxonomy places the organism in Eukaryota, Metazoa, Chordata, Testudines, Emydidae. Gene Ontology annotation, biological process: establishment of endothelial barrier; regulation of sprouting angiogenesis. Gene Ontology annotation, cellular component: cytoplasm.